This is a messenger RNA of Bufo bufo (common toad), 1406 nucleotides long. It is a transcript of the gene TMEM9B, whose product is annotated as TMEM9 domain family member B. The coding region runs from base 88 to 654 and encodes 188 amino acids. The record is from RefSeq and is a predicted model, not a curated record. The transcript is spliced from 5 exons. Lineage: Eukaryota; Metazoa; Chordata; Amphibia; Anura; Bufonidae. Gene Ontology annotation, cellular component: lysosomal membrane. Gene Ontology annotation, biological process: positive regulation of canonical NF-kappaB signal transduction.
UUACUCGGAAGUCAGCCGGAAGUGGGCGUAGCUUGUUGUUGUGGAGUCAGGUGAUCGCGGGAUCGGUGCUGCCUGGUAUUAUUGAGGAUGGCGGUAAUCCCGGCAUACACUGCGGCGGCGGUCCUGCUGCUGCUGGCGGCGGUGCAGAGCGCUGAGGGGAAGAAUUCGGAGGAUGUGCGCUGCAAAUGUAUCUGCCCCCCCUACAAAGACAAACCAGGGAACAUAUACAACAGGAACGUGACCCAGAAGGACUGCGAUUGCCUUCAUGUGGUGAGCCCCAUGCCGGUUCCCGGAGCGGAUGUUGAAGCGUAUUGUCUGCGCUGUGAAUGUAAAUACGAGGAGAGGAGCUCUGUCACCAUAAAGGUGACGAUCAUCAUUUACUUGUCCAUCCUGGGCCUCCUCCUGCUCUACAUGCUGUACCUGACCCUGGUGGAGCCCAUGCUGAAGAGACGCCUCUUUGGUCACUCUCAGCUCAUACAAAGUGAAGAUGAUGUCGGGGAUCACCAACCUUUUGCCAACGCCCAUGAUGUGCUGGCCCGCUCCAGGAGCCGCGCCAAUGUGCUGAACAAGGUGGAAUACGCUCAGCAGCGCUGGAAACUACAAGUGCAGGAACAGCGCAAGUCCGUCUUCGACCGCCAUGUUGUAUUGAGCUAAUCAGAGGGAGGCGACACCGCAGUUCAGAUUCCUGCACAAUACCGUACCUGCAGGAUUCACAUGCCUCCCCCCACCCCUCAAUGUGCAGGAGCCCCUGUAAUGUGCUGAUUUUUGAGUAUUGACCACGUCCUAGUAAUACAGCGGUUAAUGCCAGCACCGCGGACGCAGUUACUUCUUCAUAUUCCUGCAUCAGUCCCGCUGCCUGCACACUGAUUACUGGACAGUAUCGGACGCUCCAUUCCUUUCAUUCUGCCGCAGGAUCCCCCCGUUAUUCACACCGUAGGAUCGUAUCGUUACACUGCAACACACGGAUGUUGGAAAGGAUUAGGGCUCAUGCACACGGUCGUAUUUUCUGUCCACAUCCGAUCCGUGAUUUUUUUUGCAGAUCAGAUGCGGAUCUAUUCAUUUCAGUGGGGUCGCAAAAGAUGUGGACAGCACACCGCAAAACAUUUACAGCCAUGUGCAUGAGCCCGCCACACCAGCCAGUAUUCAGUCAUUCUGCACGACCCCUGAUUGUAUAAUGAAACCUUCUGCAACUUUGUAAUACAAUUUGUGUUCAAUUCCUUAACAGUUAAGAUCUCUGCUUGCAUUUGGCAUACAGGGAACAUUUUGUUUUCAUUUUAGACUGAUGUCUAUGGCCGCCUUAAGUUGAUCAAAAUGGACAAUUUCAACCUAAACGAACAUUCGUCAGUGGAAAUUUAACAAGGAAUGAUCGUUUUAGCCGACAGAUUUUGUCUUGCAGUCGGAUGGAA